Messenger RNA from Arvicanthis niloticus (Nile rat), 15439 nucleotides. Lineage: Eukaryota; Metazoa; Chordata; Mammalia; Rodentia; Muridae. The record is from RefSeq and is a predicted model, not a curated record.
CAGCGGCAGAGCGGCAGUCAGCGCACGCCGCUGCUUAGGGGAAACAGAGGCGCCCGAGGCUGGGGCGCCGCGCACGCCCCGGGAGCCAUGGCUGAAGCGGGAGAAGGAGGCGAGGAUGAGAUCCAGUUCCUGCGGACUGAGGAUGAAGUUGUACUUCAGUGCAUUGCAAACAUUCACAAGGAGCAGCGGAAGUUCUGCCUGGCAGCUGAGGGACUUGGGAACCGCCUGUGCUUCUUGGAACCCACCUCAGAAGCCAAGUUCAUUCCUCCAGAUCUCUGUGUCUGCAAUUUCGUGCUGGAACAGUCCUUAUCUGUCAGAGCACUGCAAGAAAUGCUUGCCAACACGGUUGAAAAUGGUGGAGAAGGGGCAGCACAAGGGGGUGGCCACAGGACCCUGCUCUACGGGCAUGCAAUUCUCCUGCGGCACUCCUUCAGUGGAAUGUAUCUAACGUGCUUGACCACAUCAAGAUCCCAGACCGAUAAACUUGCCUUUGAUGUAGGUCUUCGGGAACACGCCACAGGAGAAGCCUGUUGGUGGACCAUACAUCCUGCUUCCAAACAAAGGUCUGAAGGAGAGAAAGUACGAAUUGGAGACGACCUUAUCCUCGUCAGUGUGUCUUCUGAAAGAUAUCUUCAUCUCUCGAUAUCAAAUGGUAGCAUCCAAGUGGAUGCCUCCUUUAUGCAAACACUCUGGAACGUACAUCCUACAUGUUCAGGAAGUAGCAUCGAAGAAGGAUACCUACUUGGUGGCCAUGUAGUUCGUCUUUUCCAUGGUCACGAUGAAUGUUUGACGAUACCAUCUACAGAUCAGAAUGAUUCUCAGCACAGGAGGGUGUUCUAUGAAGCUGGAGGAGCUGGGACCAGAGCCAGGUCUCUAUGGAGAGUGGAACCCCUUCGGAUAAGCUGGAGUGGCAGUAACAUCAGGUGGGGCCAGGCUUUCCGACUUCGGCAUCUCACCACAGGACACUACUUGGCCUUGACAGAAGACCAAGGCCUUCUUCUACAAGACCGGGGAAAAUCUGACACCAAAUCCACAGCCUUCUCCUUCCGAGCAUCAAAGGAAAUCAAGGAAAAAUUAGAUUCCAGUCACAAGAGAGAUAUGGAAGGCAUGGGAGUUCCAGAAAUCAAGUAUGGGGAUUCUGUCUGCUUUGUUCAGCAUGUAGCCAGUGGCCUUUGGGUCACCUACAAAGCCCAAGAUGCCAAGACUUCCCGCCUGGGACCUCUGAAAAGAAAGGUCAUACUCCAUCAGGAAGGCCACAUGGAUGACGGAUUAACACUGCAGAGGUGCCAGCAGGAAGAGUCACAGGCUGCUCGCAUCAUCCGGAAUACAACUGCCUUAUUCAGCCAGUUUGUCAGUGGAAACAAUCGCACAGCUGCCCCUGUCGCCUUGCCAACAGAAGAGGUCCUGCAGACUCUACAAGACUUGAUAGCCUACUUCCAGCCACCAGAGGAAGAGAUGCAACAUGAAGACAAACAGAAUAAGCUCCGCUCUCUAAAAAAUAGACAGAAUCUUUUCAAGGAGGAGGGGAUGCUGGCCCUCGUAUUGAAUUGCAUCGAUCGAUUAAACAUCUACAACAGUGUAGCACACUUUGCAGGGAUCGUAAGGGAAGAGAGUGGCAUGGCCUGGAAAGAAAUUCUGAACCUGCUAUACAAAUUACUAGCUGCUCUCAUUCGUGGAAACAGAAACAACUGUGCUCAAUUCUCCAAUAACCUUGAUUGGUUAAUUAGUAAGUUGGACAGACUAGAAUCUUCCUCAGGUAUCUUGGAGGUCUUGCACUGCAUCUUGAUUGAAAGCCCAGAAGCCUUAAACCUCAUAGCAGAGGGUCACAUCAAGUCCAUCAUCUCUUUACUGGAUAAACAUGGGCGGAAUCACAAGGUUCUCGAUGUCCUGUGCUCCCUCUGUCUCUGCAAUGGGGUUGCAGUAAGAGCCAACCAGAAUCUAAUCUGUGACAACCUACUACCCCGGAGGAACCUGCUUCUGCAGACACGGCUAAUUAAUGAUGUCACCAGUAUCCGGCCAAACAUCUUCCUGGGAGUUGCUGAAGGCUCACCACAAUACAAGAAGUGGUACUUUGAGUUAAUUAUCGACCAGGUGGAGCCUUUCCUAACAGCAGAGCCCACACAUCUGCGGGUGGGCUGGGCCUCCUCUUCGGGCUAUGCCCCAUACCCUGGAGGUGGAGAAGGAUGGGGAGGCAACGGUGUUGGUGAUGACCUGUACUCCUAUGGCUUUGAUGGGCUUCAUCUUUGGUCAGGCCGGAUACCCAGAGCUGUGGCCUCCAUCAACCAGCAUCUGCUGAAGUCAGAUGAUGUGGUGAGCUGCUGCCUUGACCUUGGAGUACCCAGCAUUUCUUUCCGAAUCAAUGGACAGCCUGUGCAGGGGAUGUUUGAGAAUUUCAACACAGAUGGACUCUUCUUCCCUGUGAUGAGUUUUUCAGCUGGUGUCAAAGUACGCUUCCUGAUGGGUGGUCGGCAUGGAGAAUUUAAGUUCCUGCCUCCCUCUGGCUAUGCCCCUUGCUAUGAAGCCUUACUUCCGAAGGAGAAGAUGAGAUUGGAGCCUGUCAAAGAAUAUAAACGUGAUGCUGAUGGUGUUAGAGAUCUGUUGGGUACCACUCAGUUCCUCUCCCAAGCCUCUUUCAUCCCAUGUCCCAUAGAUACCAGUCAAGUUGUUUUGCCACUUCACCUAGAGAAGAUCAGAGACAGACUGGCUGAGAACAUCCAUGAGCUUUGGGGAAUGAAUAAAAUAGAACUCGGCUGGACUUUUGGCAAAGUGCGGGAUGACAACAAAAGACAGCAUCCCUGCCUUGUGGAGUUUUCAAAGCUCCCUGAAACUGAGAAGAAUUAUAACCUGCAGAUGUCAACGGAAACCUUGAAAACCUUGCUGGCCCUGGGGUGCCACAUUGCUCAUGUUAAUCCAGCUGCAGAAGAGGAUCUAAAGAAAGUCAAACUGCCCAAAAACUAUAUGAUGUCCAAUGGCUAUAAGCCAGCCCCUUUGGAUUUGUCUGAUGUGAAGCUGUUACCACCUCAAGAAAUUUUAGUGGAUAAGCUUGCAGAAAAUGCACACAAUGUUUGGGCAAAGGACAGAAUAAAACAAGGAUGGACCUAUGGCAUUCAACAGGAUUUGAAGAAUAAAAGAAAUCCCCGCCUGGUGCCAUAUGCAUUACUAGAUGAACGCACCAAGAAAUCAAACAGGGACAGCCUGCGUGAAGCUGUGCGGACAUUUGUUGGUUAUGGAUAUAACAUUGAGCCAUCAGACCAAGAACUAGCUGACCCUACUGUCGAGAAGGUCAGCAUAGACAAGAUCCGAUUUUUCCGGGUAGAACGGUCAUAUGCAGUAAAAUCUGGAAAGUGGUACUUUGAAUUUGAAGUGGUAACUGGAGGAGACAUGCGUGUUGGCUGGGCCAGGCCAGGCUGUCGUCCUGACAUUGAGCUGGGGGCUGAUGACCAAGCCUUCGUAUUUGAAGGCAGCAGGGGUCAGCGUUGGCAUCAAGGCAGUGGGUAUUUUGGACGAACUUGGCAGCCAGGAGAUGUGGUAGGGUGCAUGAUUAACCUGGAUGAUGCCUCCAUGGUCUUCACACUGAAUGGGGAGCUGCUCAUCACCAACAAAGGCUCUGAACUUGCCUUCGCAGACUAUGAGAUCGAGAAUGGUUUUGUGCCCAUUUGCUCUUUGGGGCUAUCCCAGAUUGGCCGCAUGAAUCUUGGAAUGGAUGCCAGUACCUUCAAGUUUUAUACCAUGUGUGGACUCCAGGAGGGCUUUGAGCCUUUUGCAGUAAAUAUGAACCGAGAUGUUGCAGUGUGGUUUAGCAAGCGCCUCCCAACAUUUGUGAAUGUGCCCAAGGAUCAUCCCCACAUAGAGGUUGUGAGAAUUGAUGGCACCAUGGACAGCCCUCCAUGCCUCAAGGUGACCCACAAGACCUUCGGCACGCAGAACAGCAAUGCCAACAUGAUCUACUGCCGCCUGAGCAUGCCUGUUGAAUGCCAUUCCUCUUUCAGCCACAGUCCCUGUCUAGACAGUGAAGCCUUCCAAAAAAGGAAACAGAUGCAAGAAAUACUCUCUCACACAACAACACAAUGCUACUACGCUAUCCGAAUUUUUGCUGGGCAGGACCCAUCAUGUGUCUGGGUUGGAUGGGUGACUCCAGACUACCAUUUAUACAGUGAAAAGUUUGACCUGAAUAAAAACUGCACAGUGACUGUCACCCUAGGAGAUGAAAGAGGCCGAGUCCAUGAAAGUGUGAAACGCAGCAACUGCUACAUGGUCUGGGGUGGGGACAUUGUAGCAAGUUCCCAAAGAUCAAGUCGGAGCAAUGUAGACCUGGAGAUUGGCUGCCUUCUAGAUCUGGCAAUGGGCAUGCUGUCCUUCUCUGCUAAUGGGAAGGAACUUGGCACCUGCUACCAAGUGGAGCCUAACACCAAAGUGUUCCCUGCAGUCUUCCUCCAGCCUACAAGCACUUCCUUGUUUCAGUUUGAACUUGGAAAACUGAAGAAUGCAAUGCCUUUGUCAGCAGCCAUAUUCAAGAGUGAAGAGAAGAACCCCAUCCCACAGUGUCCACCUCGGCUGGAUGUCCAAACCAUCCAGCCAGUGCUCUGGAGUCGCAUGCCCAGCAGCUUCCUCAAAGUGGAGACAGAGCGGGUGAGCGAGCGCCAUGGCUGGGUGGUGCAGUGCCUAGAACCCCUGCAGAUGAUGGCACUCCACAUCCCUGAGGAGAACAGGUGUGUGGAUAUCCUUGAGCUCUGUGAGCAGGAGGACCUGAUGCAGUUCCAUUACCACACGCUGAGACUUUACAGUGCUGUAUGCGCUCUGGGAAACAGCCGAGUCGCUUCUGCCCUGUGCAGCCACGUGGACCUGUCACAGCUCUUCUAUGCCAUUGACAAUAAGUACUUGCCUGGCCUCCUUCGGUCUGGUUUCUAUGACCUGCUCAUUAGCAUCCACCUGGCCAAUGCUAAGGAGAGGAAGCUGAUGAUGAAGAAUGAGUACAUCAUCCCCAUCACCAGCACUACCAGGAAUAUCCGCCUGUACCCAGAUGAGUCCAAGAGGCAUGGAUUACCUGGCGUGGGCCUGAGGACAUGCCUCAAGCCAGGCUUCAGGUUCUCUACCCCUUGCUUUGUGGUGACUAAUGAGGAGCAUCAGAAGCAGAGCCCUGAGAUUCCCUUGCAGAUUCUCAAGACAAAGGCCCUGAGCAUGCUGACUGAGGCUGUGCAUUGUAGUGGGGCCCACAUCCGAGACCCUGUUGGGGGUUCUGUGGAGUUCCAGUUUGUGCCUGUGCUGAAACUCAUUGGAACCUUGUUAGUCAUGGGAGUUUUUGAUGACGAUGACGUUCGGCAGAUUCUCCUCUUGAUUGAUCCUUCUGUGUUUGGGGAGCACAGUGGGGAGACAGAAGAGGGAAUAGAAAAAGAAGUGACCCAUGUAGAGGAAAAGGCAGUAGAGGCUGGAGAAAAGGCCAGCAAGGAAGCUCCAGUCAAAGGCUUGCUGCAGACUCGAUUACCUGAGUCUGUCAAGCUCCAGAUGUGUGAACUCCUCAGCUACCUCUGUGACUGUGAACUGCAGCACCGAGUAGAGGCUAUUGUGGCAUUUGGUGACAUUUACGUGUCCAAGCUGCAGGCAAAUCAGAAGUUCCGCUACAAUGAACUCAUGCAGGCCCUGAACAUGUCUGCAGCCCUAACUGCCCGGAAGACAAGAGAGUUCCGCUCACCACCCCAGGAGCAGAUCAACAUGCUCCUCAACUUUCACCUGGGAGAGAACUGCCCCUGCCCAGAGGAGAUCCGAGAGGAGCUGUAUGACUUCCAUGAGGACCUUCUGGUUCACUGUGGGGUUCCCUUGGAGGAAGAGGAAGAGGAGGAGGAGGACACUUCCUGGACAGGAAAACUGUGUGCUCUGGUGUAUAAAAUCAAGGGCCUACCCAAGCCUGAGAAGGAGCAACCAACAGAGGAAGAGGAACCGUACCCUACAACACUGAAGGAACUAGUCUCACAGACUAUGAUCCGCUGGGCCCAGGAAAACCAAAUCCAGGAUGCGGAGCUGGUGAGGAUGAUGUUCAACCUCCUCCGGAGACAGUAUGACAGCAUUGGGGAGUUGCUACAGGCACUGCGGAAGACUUACACCAUCAGCCAGGCCUCUGUGAACGACACGAUCAACCUGCUGGCUGCCCUGGGCCAGAUUCGGUCCCUGCUUAGUGUCAGGAUGGGUAGAGAAGAGGAGCUACUCAUGAUCAACGGGCUAGGGGACAUAAUGAACAACAAGGUGUUUUACCAGCACCCCAACCUCAUGAGAGUCCUCGGCAUGCACGAGACGGUGAUGGAGGUGAUGGUGAAUGUGCUGGGUACUGAGAAGUCACAGAUUGCCUUCCCAAAGAUGGUUGCUAGCUGCUGUCGCUUCCUUUGCUAUUUCUGUCGUAUUAGCCGGCAAAAUCAGAAGGCUAUGUUUGAGCAUCUAAGUUAUCUGCUGGAGAACAGUAGUGUGGGCCUAGCAUCCCCAUCAAUGAGGGGGUCCACCCCACUGGAUGUAGCAGCCUCCUCUGUGAUGGACAAUAAUGAAUUAGCACUGGGCUUAGAAGAACCAGAUCUUGAGAAGGUUGUAACCUACCUGGCAGGUUGUGGCCUUCAGAGCUGCCCCAUGCUUCUGGCCAAAGGAUACCCUGAUGUUGGCUGGAACCCCAUCGAAGGAGAACGCUACCUGUCCUUCCUGAGGUUUGCGGUCUUCGUGAACAGCGAAAGUGUGGAAGAAAAUGCCAGCGUUGUGGUCAAGCUGCUCAUCAGACGUCCUGAGUGCUUCGGCCCAGCUCUGAGGGGUGAAGGAGGAAACGGACUGCUGGCGGCUAUGCAGGGUGCUAUUAAGAUCUCAGAGAACCCUGCCCUCGACCUUCCUUCCCAGGGUUACAAGACAGAAGUCACACAGGAUGAAGAAGAGGAGGAAGAGAUUGUGCAUAUGGGCAAUGCAAUUAUGUCAUUUUAUUCCGCUCUUAUAGAUCUAUUGGGCCGCUGUGCUCCUGAAAUGCAUCUCAUCCAAACAGGGAAAGGGGAAGCCAUUCGGAUCCGGUCCAUCCUGCGUUCCCUGGUGCCCACGGAAGACCUGGUUGGGAUCAUCAGCAUUCCCCUGAAACUGCCCUCCCUCAACAAAGAUGGGACAGUCAGCGAGCCAGACAUGGCGGCCAACUUCUGCCCUGACCACAAAGCACCCAUGGUGCUGUUCUUGGACCGUGUUUAUGGCAUUAAAGAUCAAACUUUCCUGCUCCACUUGCUGGAAGUCGGGUUUUUACCCGACUUACGAGCUUCUGCAUCUCUAGAUACAGUGUCCCUCAGCACCACAGAAGCUGCUCUGGCACUGAAUAGGUAUUUAUGUUCGGCCGUGCUCCCACUCCUUACCAGAUGCGCCCCUCUCUUUUCUGGGACAGAGCACUGUACUUCUCUGAUCGAUUCUACACUGCAGACGAUAUACAGGCUUUCCAAAGGACGGUCCCUCACCAAGGCACAGAGGGACACCAUAGAAGAAUGUUUGCUAGCCAUUUGCAAUCAUUUGAGGCCGUCCAUGUUACAGCAACUCCUCCGCCGCCUGGUUUUUGAUGUACCACAGCUCAGCGAGUACUGCAAAAUGCCGCUCAAGCUUCUGACAAAUCACUAUGAGCAGUGCUGGAAGUAUUACUGCCUGCCUUCGGGAUGGGGGAGCUAUGGGCUAGCUGUGGAGGAGGAACUGCACCUCACGGAGAAGCUCUUCUGGGGGAUUUUUGACUCCCUCUCCCACAAGAAAUAUGACCUGGACCUUUUCCGAAUGGCCCUGCCUUGUCUCAGUGCUAUUGCUGGGGCCUUGCCACCAGACUAUUUAGAUACGAGAAUUACAGCCACAUUGGAGAAACAGGUCUCAGUGGAUGCUGAUGGAAACUUUGACCCCAAACCUAUCAACACCAUGAAUUUUUCCCUGCCUGAAAAAUUGGAGUACAUUGUCACCAAGUAUGCUGAGCAUUCUCAUGAUAAAUGGGCUUGUGACAAGAGUCACAGUGGAUGGAAAUAUGGGAUUUCUCUGGAUGAAAAUGUGAAGACCCACCCACUAAUAAGGCCCUUCAAGACAUUAACAGAGAAGGAGAAGGAAAUUUAUCGCUGGCCUGCCAGAGAGUCCCUGAAAACCAUGCUGGCCGUGGGCUGGACAGUGGAAAGGACCAAAGAAGGAGAAGCUUUAGUUCAACAAAGAGAGAAUGAGAAACUUCGAUGCGUGUCCCAGAGCAACCAGGGCAACAGCUACAGCCCUGCCCCUCUGGAUCUCUCAAAUGUUGUGCUGUCCAGGGAGCUUCAGGGAAUGGUGGAGGUGGUGGCUGAGAACUAUCACAAUAUCUGGGCCAAGAAGAAGAAGCUGGAACUGGAAAGCAAAGGUGGUGGCAGUCACCCUCUUUUAGUACCAUAUGAUACCUUGACUGCCAAGGAAAAGUUCAGAGAUCGAGAGAAAGCACAGGAUCUGUUCAAAUUCCUCCAGGUGAAUGGCAUUCUAGUUUCUAGAGGUAUGAAGGAUAUGGAGCUGGAUGCCUCCUCCAUGGAAAAGAGAUUUGCCUACAAGUUUUUGAAGAAGAUCCUGAAGUAUGUCGACUCUGCUCAAGAGUUUAUUGCUCACUUGGAAGCCAUUGUCAGCAGUGGGAAAACAGAAAAGUCUCCCCAUGACCAGGAGAUCAAAUUCUUUGCCAAAGUUCUCCUCCCCUUGGUUGACCAGUACUUCACCAACCACCGCCUUUACUUCCUGUCAUCUCCUCUGAAGCCACUUAGCAGCAGUGGGUAUGCUUCCCAUAAGGAGAAGGAAAUGGUGGCCAGCCUAUUCUGCAAGCUGGCCGCUCUCGUGAGACACAGAAUUUCCCUCUUUGGGAGUGAUUCAACUACAAUGGUGAGCUGUCUUCAUAUCUUAGCUCAGACACUUGAUACAAGGACAGUAAUGAAAUCAGGCUCAGAGCUGGUGAAAGCCGGGCUGCGAGCAUUCUUUGAAAAUGCUGCCGAAGACUUAGAGAAGACCUCAGAAAACCUGAAGCUGGGGAAGUUUACCCAUUCCCGAACGCAGAUCAAAGGUGUUUCUCAGAAUAUUAACUACACCACAGUGGCUCUGCUUCCCAUCCUGACAUCCAUCUUUGAGCACAUCGCUCAGCAUCAGUUUGGGGUGGAUCUACUCUUGAGUGACGUGCAGAUUUCAUGCUACCACAUUCUGUGCAGCCUCUAUUCCCUUGGGACUGGGAAAAACAUCUAUGUUGAAAGGCAACGUCCUGCUCUUGGAGAAUGUCUGGCUUCCCUGGCAGCUGCUAUCCCUGUGGCAUUUCUGGAGCCCAGUCUUAACCGAUAUAAUCCUCUCUCAGUCUUCAACACCAAAACACCCAGGGAGCGAUCUAUUCUGGGGAUGCCAGAUAAGGUGGAGGACAUGUGUCCUGACAUCCCCCAGCUGGAAGGCCUGAUGAAGGAAAUCAACGGUUUGGCCGAGUCAGGUGCCCGGUACACUGAGAUGCCCCAUGUCAUUGAAGUGAUCUUGCCCAUGCUCUGCAACUACCUGUCCUACUGGUGGGAGCGGGGACCUGAGAACCUGCCCCCAAGCACGGGACCCUGCUGCACCAAGGUCACGUCCGAACACCUUAGCCUCAUCCUGGGCAACAUCCUGAAAAUCAUCAACAACAACCUGGGCAUUGAUGAGGCCUCCUGGAUGAAGCGGAUCGCAGUGUAUGCCCAGCCAAUCAUCAGCAAAGCCCGGCCCGACCUGCUUCGAAGCCACUUCAUCCCCACCCUGGAGAAGCUAAAAAAGAAGGCGGUGAAGACUGUGCAGGAGGAGGAGCAGCUGAAGACGGAUGGCAAGGGAGACACCCAGGAGGCUGAACUCCUCAUCCUGGAUGAGUUUGCCAUCCUCUGCAGGGACCUCUAUGCCUUCUACCCUAUGCUGAUCCGCUAUGUGGACAACAACAGAUCUAAUUGGCUCAAAAGCCCAGAUACUGAUUCUGACCAGCUCUUCCGCAUGGUGGCCGAGGUCUUCAUUCUGUGGUGUAAAUCUCACAACUUCAAGAGGGAAGAGCAAAAUUUUGUGAUUCAGAAUGAAAUUAAUAACUUGGCAUUUUUAACUGGAGACAGCAAAAGCAAGAUGUCAAAAGCCAUGCAAGUAAAGUCUGGAGGACAGGACCAGGAACGAAAGAAGACAAAGAGGCGAGGAGACUUGUAUUCCAUCCAGACGUCCCUCAUCGUGGCCGCGCUCAAGAAAAUGCUGCCCAUUGGUCUGAACAUGUGUACUCCAGGCGACCAGGAGCUCAUCUCGCUUGCAAAAUCACGAUACAGCUGUAGGGACACGGAUGAAGAAGUCAAGGAACAUCUUCGGAAUAACCUGCACCUGCAGGAGAAGUCUGAUGACCCAGCUGUGAAAUGGCAACUGAACCUCUACAAAGACGUUCUGAGGAAUGCAGAGCCUUCUAAUCCAGAAAAGAUUGUGGAGCGGGUGCAGAGGAUUUCAGCCGCUCUCUUCCACCUGGAGCAGGUGGAACAGCCUCUGAGGUCCAAAAAGGCUGUGUGGCACAAAUUGUUGUCAAAGCAACGGAAACGGGCAGUGGUAGCCUGUUUCAGGAUGGCUCCACUCUACAAUCUGCCCAGGCACCGCUCUAUUAACCUCUUCCUCCAUGGCUAUCAGAGAUUUUGGAUAGAAACAGAGGCGUAUUCCUUUGAAGAGAAACUAGUACAGGAUUUGGCUAAAUCUCCCAGGGUUGAAGAUGAGGAAGAAGAGGAGACAGAAAAGCAGCCUGACCCACUUCACCAGAUCAUUCUGCAUUUUAGCCGCAAUGCACUCACCGAGAGGAGCAAAUUGGAAGAUGAUCCAUUGUACACUUCCUAUUCCAGCAUGAUGGCCAAGAGCUGUCAGAGUGGUGAGGAUGAAGAAGAAGAGGAAGACAAGGAAAAAACAUUUGAAGAGAAGGAGAUGGAGAAGCAAAAAACACUGUAUCAGCAAGCACGGCUGCACGAACGUGGUGCUGCAGAGAUGGUCCUUCAGAUGAUAAGUGCGAGCAAAGGUGAGAUGAGCCCCAUGGUGGUUGAGACACUGAAGCUGGGGAUUGCCAUUCUGAAUGGAGGCAAUGCUGGUGUGCAACAGAAAAUGCUAGAUUACUUAAAGGAGAAAAAGGAUGCUGGAUUCUUUCAAAGCCUUUCUGGUCUUAUGCAGUCUUGCAGUGUCCUUGAUUUGAACGCAUUUGAGAGGCAGAAUAAAGCUGAAGGCCUGGGGAUGGUUACAGAGGAAGGGACACUCAUUGUUCGUGAGCGCGGUGAAAAGGUACUCCAGAAUGAUGAAUUCACACAAGAUCUCUUUAGAUUUCUACAGUUGCUCUGUGAAGGACAUAACAGUGACUUUCAGAACUUCCUGAGGACUCAGAUGGGCAACACCACUACUGUGAACAUCAUUAUUAGCACCGUGGACUACCUUCUGCGUCUGCAGGAAUCAAUCAGCGAUUUCUAUUGGUACUAUUCAGGAAAGGACAUCAUUGAUGAAUCUGGACAGCACAAUUUCUCUAAAGCUCUGGCAGUCACCAAGCAAAUUUUUAAUUCUCUUACAGAGUACAUCCAGGGUCCCUGCAUCGGGAACCAGCAGAGCCUGGCUCACAGUAGGCUGUGGGAUGCAGUGGUUGGAUUCCUCCACGUAUUUGCUAACAUGCAGAUGAAGCUCUCUCAGGAUUCCAGUCAGAUCGAGCUGCUGAAGGAACUCUUGGAUCUCCUUCAGGACAUGGUGGUGAUGCUUCUGUCCCUCCUGGAAGGAAAUGUGGUAAAUGGGACUAUUGGAAAACAGAUGGUUGACACACUGGUAGAAUCGUCUACUAAUGUAGAGAUGAUCUUGAAAUUCUUUGACAUGUUCUUGAAACUUAAAGACUUAACCAGCUCAGACACCUUCAAAGAAUAUGACCCAGAUGGCAAAGGGAUCAUCUCUCGAAAAGAAUUUCAGAAGGCCAUGGAAGGUCUAAAGCAAUAUACACAGUCAGAGAUCGACUUUCUCCUUUCGUGUACUGAGGCUGAUGAGAACGACAUGUUUAAUUAUGUGGAUUUUGUAGAGAGGUUCCAUGAGCCAGCCAAGGACAUAGGGUUCAAUGUAGCAGUGUUACUGACAAAUCUCUCUGAACAUAUGCCCAAUGAUUCCCGUCUCAAGUGUCUGUUGGACCCAGCAGAAAGUGUGCUAAAUUACUUUGAACCAUACCUGGGUCGAAUCGAGAUCAUGGGUGGGGCCAAGAAAAUUGAGCGUGUUUAUUUUGAGAUCAGUGAAUCCAGUCGAACUCAGUGGGAAAAGCCUCAAGUGAAGGAAUCUAAGCGGCAGUUCAUCUUCGAUGUUGUCAAUGAAGGCGGGGAGCAAGAGAAGAUGGAGCUGUUUGUAAACUUCUGUGAGGAUACAAUCUUCGAGAUGCAAUUAGCAUCUCAGAUCUCAGAAUCGGACUCAACCGACAGGCCAGAAGAGGACGAGGAAGAGGAUGAAGAUUCUGCUUAUUCAGUAGAAAUUGAGGGGGAGGAGGAAAUUAAGUCUUUUGAGUCGGCCUCUGCAUUUGCCAUGGCCUGUGCCUCAGUAAAGAAAAAUGUCACCAAGUUUCUGAAGAGGGUAACCUUGAAGAACCUCAGGAAACAAUAUAGGAAUGUGAAAAAGAUGAGUGCAAAGGAGCUGGUCAGGGUGUUCUUCUCUUUCUUCUGGAUGCUGUCUGUGGGCCUCUUUCAGUUGCUCUUCACUAUCUUGGGAGGAAUCUUUCAGAUCCUCUGGAACACAGUGUUUGGAGGGGGCCUUGUAGAAGGGGCAAAGAACAUCAGAGUGACUAAGAUCCUAGGUGACAUGCCUGACCCCACCCAGUUUGGGAUCCAUGAUGAUGUAAUAGAGACUGACAGGGUAGAAGUGACUGAGCCAAGUGUCACCACUGAGCUGGUCCACUUUGUAAAGGGUGAGACGGGAGAUACGGAUAUCAUGUCAGACCUCUUUGGAAUCCACUCAAAGAAAGAAGGUGGCUUAAAGCAAGGGCCUGAAGUGGGAUUAGGUGACCUCUCUGAAAUUAUCGGCAAGGACGAACCCCCAACAUUAGAGAGUACUGUGCGGAAGAAAAGGAAAGCACAGGCAGCAGAGAUGAAAGCAGUACAUGAAGCUGAAGGAAAAGCUGAAUCUGAGAAGGCCGACAUGGAAGACAGAGAAAAGGAGGAUAAAAUCAAGGAGGAGGGACAAGCAGAGUACCUAUGGGCAGACGUGACAGUAAAGAAGACUCGACGGCGUGGUCAGAAAGCCGAGAAGCCAGAAGCCUUCAUGGCCAACUUCUUCAAAGGGCUGGAGAUCUAUCAGACUAAGUUACUGCACUACCUGGCCAGGAAUUUCUACAACCUGAGGUUCCUUGCUCUGUUUGUAGCCUUCGCUAUCAACUUCAUCCUGCUUUUUUAUAAGGUCACUGAAGAACCUUUAGAGGAAGAGACAGAGGAUGUUGCAAACCUGUGGAACUCCUUCAAUGAUGAUGAUGAGGAAGAAGCGAUGGUGUUCUUUGUCCUUCAGGAGAGCACUGGGUAUAUGGCACCAACACUGCGCGCUCUGGCCAUUGUCCACACCGUCAUCUCUCUGGUCUGUGUGGUGGGCUAUUACUGCCUGAAGGUGCCUUUGGUGGUAUUCAAAAGGGAAAAAGAAAUUGCCAGGAAGCUGGAGUUUGAUGGUCUAUAUAUCACUGAACAGCCAUCUGAAGAUGACAUCAAGGGGCAGUGGGACCGCUUGGUGAUCAACACACCAUCUUUUCCUAAUAACUACUGGGACAAGUUUGUGAAGAGAAAGGUGAUCAACAAGUAUGGAGAUCUCUAUGGAGCAGAGCGCAUUGCUGAACUCCUGGGUUUGGACAAAAAUGCCCUUGACUUUAGCCCAGUAGAAGAAGCCAAAGCAGAGGCGGCAUCUCUGGUGUCAUGGCUAAGUUCCAUCGACAUGAAGUACCAUGUUUGGAAGCUAGGGGUGGUUUUCACUGACAACUCCUUUCUCUACCUUGCCUGGUACACAACCAUGUCUGUCCUGGGCCACUACAACAACUUCUUCUUUGCUGCUCAUCUGUUGGAUAUUGCAAUGGGCUUUAAGACCUUGAGGACAAUCCUGUCAUCUGUAACUCACAAUGGCAAACAGCUGGUUCUGACUGUUGGCCUCCUGGCUGUGGUUGUUUACCUCUAUACUGUGGUGGCUUUCAACUUCUUCCGCAAGUUCUACAACAAAAGUGAAGAUGAUGAUGAGCCGGAUAUGAAGUGUGACGACAUGAUGACGUGCUACCUCUUCCACAUGUAUGUGGGCGUAAGAGCAGGUGGCGGCAUUGGUGACGAAAUUGAAGACCCUGCUGGUGACCCUUAUGAAAUGUAUCGCAUUGUCUUUGAUAUUACCUUCUUCUUCUUCGUCAUUGUCAUCUUGCUGGCCAUUAUUCAAGGUCUUAUUAUUGAUGCUUUUGGAGAGCUGAGGGACCAGCAGGAACAAGUUCGGGAAGACAUGGAGACUAAAUGCUUCAUCUGUGGCAUUGGCAAUGACUACUUUGACACAACCCCUCAUGGUUUUGAAACACAUACGCUGCAAGAACACAACUUGGCCAAUUAUCUAUUCUUUCUGAUGUAUUUGAUUAACAAGGAUGAAACAGAACACACAGGUCAGGAAUCCUAUGUGUGGAAGAUGUACCAGGAAAGGUGUUGGGACUUCUUCCCGGCUGGAGACUGCUUUCGAAAGCAAUAUGAAGAUCAGCUCGGAUAAAACUGAAUCCAUGACAAGCUAUGAUUCUCAACAGUCACCUCCGAAUGCAAUAGACUCCUUCUUUUACACUUUAAUGACAACAACAAAUAUAUUUGGUAAUUGAUUUGGCUUUUAAGCACAAAGGAUGGCAAAGUGUCAAGGACUCCACCUGACUGCUAACAGAACUCUCGGUUCUCAAAACAAUUCGUUCAUUGAGAUGGUUCAGAGAAAUGUGAACUCUUGAACACCUGAACAUCAUGCAAGAGGACCCCUGCCAAGGACUGAUGGGCAGAACUACACAAAACCGUGUUCAACUCAUGUUAACUGCGAUCUAAUUUUUCCAUGGUACUUGCUAGUGACUGUAUCCAGAAUCAGCUUGAAAAGCUUUAAGCAGCUAAAGAAAUAGAAAACAAACACUUUGUCGAAACUGAAAUAUCGAUUAAGUGCCUUACAAAUCUCUUUAGAUAUAGCUAUGCAAGUUUUUUAUGUUUGUGUUCCAGAAGGACAGCUCCAUUAAACAGCUGUGCUGCUCUUGUCUUACUCUGUGAAACUGCACUUGAAGGUUAUUUACUUCAUUUCUUCAGUAACAGCUUGUCAACUGCUGUUAUUUGAAGAAAGGCACUGUACUGAAAUUUCAGAAAAAUCUCAAUCUUAUACCAAACUUGAGUGAUGCUUUACGGUCCGUGUAAGUAGUGGAGCUGCCAUGUUUUAGGUCAAUCUCCUCCAAUAAAAUGAAGUGCCCACUGCAAUAAAGUAACACAUGCCA